UCUAUUUACCCUGUCUCUCUUUCUCUCUCUCCGCAACAAUGUGGAACCGAAGCAAAACACGUCUUUGGACCACCCUCUUACCACGUGUUACACCACUCUACCUAACAUUCUUUCUGUACCACCUGACCAGCACCGUCGCCGGUAGCUCGCCGUCUGCUUACACCGCAGUUGAUAAUAUUCUCCUCAACUGUGGCUCCUCCGGUAAUUCAACUACUUUAGACGGUCGGACCUGGAUUGGGGAUCUGAAUUCAAAGUUCUCUCCCUUUGAACAGUACUCACAAAACAAGGAAUCUUUGACCGCCAUCGCAGUUCAACAAUCCCCCUCUGCCGUCCAAGUACCCUAUGUCACUGCCCGGAUCUCUCUCUCCGCGUUCACCUACAUGUUCCCGGUCACCGCCGGCCAAAAAUUCAUUCGAUUAUACUUCUACCCGGCUUCAUACCCCAACUUUGAUCGUUCUAAAGCCCUCUUCUCUGUCAAAGCUGGCCGUUUUACUCUUCUCAAUAACUUCAACGCUUCACUCACAGCAGAUGCCGAUGAUGAUCCUGGGGAUACCAUAUUCAGAGAAUACUGUGUCAACAUCGAGGAGGAUCAGAGGUUGAACAUAACCUUCACCCCGAGCGGUUCUAAUUCAUAUGCUUUCGUCAGCGGAAUUGAAAUCCUGUCGAUGCCUUCCAAUCUCUAUUACCCUCCGUCUGACAAUGAAGGGCUUUUUUUUAUCGGCCAGCGGAACCUGUACCACAUCGAUAACGACACUGCUCUCGAGAUGGUAUACAGAGUAAAUGUUGGAGGCCGCUCCAUCUCACCGGCCGAAGACACUGGCAUGUUCCGGGGCUGGAAUCAGGACGACAAGUACUUGACACAAUAUGAAGAUCUUGUUCUACCUUUUAACGAUACUAUUGAACUCAAGUUUACCCAGGUACCUGCAUACACGGCACCAGAAGAAGUCUAUCAAACUGCCCGGACUAUGGGGACGAACAAAACGAUCAACAAGAGCUACAAUCUCACCUGGGAAUUUCCCGUAGAUUCUGGCUUUUAUUACCUCAUUAGGCUGCACUUCUGCGAGUUUCAACCAGAGAUCAUCCAGCAACACGACAGAGAGUUCCUUAUUUUCAUAGCAAAUCAAACCGCGGAGGAAGCAGCUGACGUGAUAAAAUGGAGCGGUGGAAAUGGUGUUCCGGUAUAUAGAGAAUACGUCGUUGCGAUGUUUGGCAAAGAAGGCGUGAAGAAAAUGAGGGUCUGUAUCGCAUUACAAGCAAACCCGCAAGAUUGGAAGACUUCUUACAGUGAUGCAAUCUUGAACGGUGUCGAAAUCUUUAAAGUAAGCGCCUUUAAUGGCAAUCUCGCCGGACCCAAUCCAGACCCACUUCCAUUGACCCCUCGAACAGUCAUGCCACCAACUCCGCCGAUGAAGUCGAAGAAUAACAUAAUAACAAUAGUUGUCGUCGUUGGUGGAGCUUCCAGCUUUGUUGUGCUGUCGAUCAUCGGGUUCUUGAUUUUACGGCGGCGCCAGAGUGCUAGCGAUGGUACAACAUGGUGGGGUCCAAGUUCUUUCUCUAUGACCAAGUCAAUGAAGACCCACACGUCAUCUCUACCGUCCUCUCUUUGUGUUGUCACGUCUCAUUACCUUAGAUUAGAGAAGUUACCGACAACUUUGAUGAAUGAAUCCUAAAGUUUUUUUU
Molecule: messenger RNA, 1680 nt
Organism: Corylus avellana
Lineage: Eukaryota; Viridiplantae; Streptophyta; Magnoliopsida; Fagales; Betulaceae
Source: RefSeq, a predicted model, not a curated record